AAGCUCUUGAACUUAUAGGGAGGGGACAAAUUCGUAUUGAAUGUCAUGAAUGACGGAGCUUUUCAGGCCGGCUGGUUGAACAACGCCUAAGAAAUUUCGUUUUUAGUACUGAAACUCAUCAAACGAUUUGUUAAUUUAGAAAAAAAACUGAUUUAAUUCGGAUUAAAUGCAAUAAAUAUUAUUUUUAUCAAGAGUUUUAACCAAAAUGUUCAAUAUGCUGAGAUCCUUAAAGACAAACAUCUAUUUAACAAUUCUUCUAUUUUGUAUAUUUAAGGGAAAUAGCGAAGCUAACCUUACUACGUCAAAUUCAUCACUGGAAACAUCCUCAAUGCAAAGUACUAUGUCAGCAUCCAAUACUCAAUACAGUACAACAGAGACAAUAAAUUCUACCACAGAAACAAGUAGUACUCAAUAUAGCGAAACAGCCUCAGUAUCAUACAGUCCAACUGCAACACCAGAUAUGGAAGCCAGUAGUACUCAAUCAGUGACACCAGAAAUGGGAAUCAGUACUACUCCAUCUGAUGCAGCAGAAACUUAUGAAACAGAAAGCCCUGAGGUGUAUUCUACAACUACGCAAGAUAUGUCGAUGGGAACAAUGGAUAGUAGUAAAACGCCAAUGGACGAAGAAGUGACAGAUAUGACAUAUAGUAGUACUUCAUCAGAUGCAUCAGCAACUCCUGAGGUUUAUUCUACUAAUACGCAAGAUAUGUCGAUGGGAACAAUGGAUAGUAGUAAAACGCCAAUGGACGAAGAAGUGACAGAUAUGCCAUAUAGUAGUACUUCAUCAGAUGCAUCAGCAACUCCUGAGGUUUAUUCUACUAAUACGCAAGAUAUGUCGAUGGGAACAAUGGAUAGUAGUAAAACACCAAUGGACGAAGAAGUGACAGAUAUGCCAUAUAGUAGUAUUUCAUCAGAUGCAUCAGCAACUCCUGAGGUUUAUUCUACUAAUACGCAAGAUAUGUCGAUGGGAACAAUGGGUAGUAGUAAAACGCCAAUGGAUGAAGAAGUGACAGAUAUGCCAUAUAGUAGUACUCCAUCAGAUGCAUCAGCAACUCCUGAGGUUUAUUCUACUAAUACGCAAGAUAUGUCGAUGGGAACAAUGGGUAGUAGUAAAACGCCAAUGGAUGAAGAAGUGACAGAUAUGCCAUAUAGUAGUACUCCAUCAGAUGCAUCAGCAACUCCUGAGGUUUAUUCUACUAAUACGCAAGAUAUGUCGAUGGGAACAAUGGAUAGUAGUAAAACGCCAAUGGACGAAGAAGUGACAGAUAUGCCAUAUAGUAGUACUUCAUCAGAUGCAUCGGCAACUCCUGAGGUUUAUUCUACUAAUACGCAAGAUAUGUCGAUGGGAACAAUGGGUAGUAGUAAAACGCCAAUGGAUGAAGAAGUGACAGAUAUGCCAUAUAGUAGUACUCCAUCAGAUGCAUCAGCAACUCCUGAGGUUUAUUCUACUAAUACGCAAGAUAUGUCGAUGGGAACAAUGGAUAGUAGUAAAACGCCAAUGGACGAAGAAGUGACAGAUAUGCCAUAUAGUAGUACUUCAUCAGAUGCAUCGGCAACUCCUGAGGUUUAUUCUACUAAUACGCAAGAUAUGUCGAUGGGAACAAUGGGUAGUAGUAAAACGCCAAUGGAUGAAGAAGUGACAGAUAUGCCAUAUAGUAGUACUCCAUCAGAUGCAUCAGCAACUCCUGAGGUUUAUUCUACUAAUACGCAAGAUAUGUCGAUGGGAACAAUGGAUAGUAGUAAAACGCCAAUGGACGAAGAAGUGACAGAUAUGCCAUAUAGUAGUACUCCAUCAGAUGCAUCAGCAACUCCUGGUAUUAAUUCUACUAAUACACAAGAAAUGCCGACAGGAACAAUGGAUGGUAGUGAAACACCAAUGGGUGAAACAGCAACAGAUAUGCCACAUAGUAGUACUCCAUCAGAUGCAUCAGCAACUCCUGAUAUUGAUUCUACUAAUACGCAAGAUAUGUCGAUGGGAACAAUGGAUAGUAGUAAAACACCAAUGGACGAAGAAGUGACAGAUAUGCCAUAUAGUAGUACUCCAUCAGAUGCAUCAGCAACUCCUGGUAUUAAUUCUACUAAUACACAAGAAAUGCCGACAGGAACAAUGGAUGGUAGUAAAACACCAAUGGGUGAAACAGCAACAGAUAUGCCACAUAGUAGUACUCCAUCAGAUGCAUCAGCAACUCCUGAUAUUGAUUCUACUAAUACGCAGGAAAUGCGGACAGAAACAACGGAAGGUAGUAAAACACCAAUGGGUGAAACAGUCACAACAGCUAAACAAGAAGCAACUAAAGAUUUAACAACAAAAACCGUUGAUGCUACUACAGCUGGUCCAAAUUGUGCCAAUGGAGGCGUAACUUGCCUCAAUGAAGGUUUUUGCAUAGAUGAAAAGUGUGUUUGUAGUAACGGAUGGAAAGGAGAAACUUGUUCAGAUGAUGUAGAUGAAUGCGAAGAUGCAAAUUUUUGUAAUGGUGGAAUUUGUAAUGGCUCUUUUCCCACUGGAAGCUUUACCUAUAAGCCAUGCCCCAGUUUAUGUAAAUGUACUGACGCUGCUCCUUCAACCUGUGAUAGUUGCAUAGAUGGUUAUGAGUUGAAUAAUGAUAAUAUUUGCGAACCCAAAAAGUGUACUGACAGUGGCUGCACUGAAUGUUUGCUAGGAGUUUGUAAGAAAUGCGGACAUGAAUAUUAUCUUCGUGUUGACAAAUGUCAACCCUGCCACGCAUCAUGUGAUGGGUGUCAUGACGAUGGUCCGUCAAAUUGUAUUGAAUGUUCAGUGGGAUAUAAUCUUAUAGCAGACAGCUGUGAGAAAACAUGUGGUAAUUCUGGAGAUGGAUGUGAAAAGUGUACUGGAGAUGUUUGUGAUAAAUGUAAACCCGGUUAUGAAAUGCAUAAUACCGGAUGUCGAGAGAGAGAUUAUGAGAAUCAAUGUCAAAGCAAUCCAUGUGAAAAUAAUGGAGACUGUGAAGAUGGAUACUUCGAAUUUAUCUGCACUUGUAAGGGACCAUUUACGGGAAAGACUUGCCAAAUUUUGCCAGAGAGAGUUGGAAGACUUUUCGAUUACAGUGAUGCUAUACAAAAAACAAAGAAUAGAGAUUCAUUCAUUGAAAGAGUAAAAUUCAGAGAGAAAGUACCAUUUAUUUAUGGGAGUUUUAAGAAGUGCUAUAUAUCAAGCAAUGGCUAUAUAACACUUCAAAGGAGAUACGGAAGUAAACCUCCUUCUGGUCUAGAUGACAUAAACCUGCCUAAAAGUUUAAAUAGAAAGGCUAAAAAAUCUGGUUUUGCAAUAAUAGCUCCUCUUUGGGUGGAUGGUAGUAUCAGAGAAGGAACAGUGUACUAUAAAGAAUAUCAAAAUAGGGGGGGCAUAAAUAUCAAAGACUUCGCUCAACUUCAGUAUAUAAACCAAUAUAUUAGAGCUAAAACAGAACAGGAAACAUUUGAAACAUCUUGGGCUUUCAUUGUUACUUGGGAGGAUUUGGGCCCAUAUGGUGGUAGAUCAAGUGAAAGAGCAACAUUUCAAUUACUUUUGGUUAAAGGAAGUCAAGAAGGUGUUGAUUCAACAGAAGUGUAUGCCGUCUUCUUAUAUGAAGAAAUAAAAUUUGCUAAAUUAUCCAAUUAUCAAAAUGCGGUUGGAUAUUUCGCUAUGAAAGGAGAACAAUCCACAAGUGACAGUAUUGGUAUCAGUGGAACUGAUACUGUAUUUGAUUUGGAUGUUGAAUCUUAUGAAGACGAAGUUGGUGAAAUAUUUUGGCCAAUUAGUACCGAAGACAUUAUAGAUUACGACAGACAAUGUAAUGCAUGGAUUAAUAUGCAAUCUGCUAUUCAAUUUUGGAUUAAUGUGGCUCGCUUUUUAGCUUUGCCAUGUCCAUGUUCAAUUUUCCAAGCGUCAAUUGAUCGUUCCAUGCGAUUUGCAUACAGUGCAGGUGGUGCAACAUGCUUUGCUAGAGUAUUCAGAUAUUCCUAUACGUGUUGCUACAGAGAUUCCUCUUUGGUUACUGAUCCAGCUUCAAGUGGACAUUUAAAUGUCUUCAAUCCUUAUUUUCACCGUACAAAUUUCUUAAUUGACUUAAGAGCUAAACAAGACUGCUGUAUUAAUUCCGAUAAUUGCAAUGACUACAUCUCUUACCGGCCAAUAGAUAACUGUUUUCGUUAUAGACCACCUUUCUUCUCAUGGGGCUUUGGUGACCCACAUGUUCAGACUCUGGAUGCAUUUACAUAUACUUUCAACGGUCUCGGAGAGUAUUCUUUGAUUGAAGCUGAUGAAUUUGACAUUCAAGCCAGAACUUAUAGAGUUACAAACGAAAACACAGGAGAGUUAGCUUUUGCCACAAGUUAUGCAGCCUACGUUGCUAGAGACAAAGGGGCUUCACAUGGAUUCCAAAUUCAAUUAAACAAAACUAAUAACGGUUUAACUUUGUUUAAACUGGAUAGUUCAAAACUAGCUACAGAUAUUACAAAAACAUUUAUGGAUACAAAAGAUGGAGAGCUUGUUAAAGAUAUAAGUGAUGACUUCAGUCUUACCAAAAAUAGCGCUACAGAGGUUGAGGUGACUCUCAGUACUUCUGGUGUAACAUUAACUUUUACUUACAACAAUGGACAAGUUGACUAUUCUGCUGGUAUACCACAAAUCUUUAGGGGUAAAACAAGAGGUCUCAUGGGAAACUUUGACGGAGAUAAGACAAAUGAUUUAGUUCCUAAAAAUGGAAGCAUUCAUAUAUCAGUUAAUGCAAGUCAGGAGGAAAUCUUUAAGCAGUUUGGAGAAACAUGGAGACUAUCAGCAGAAGAAUCUCUUUUCUCCUAUAUAGACGGUGGCGCUUGGAUCGAUUAUAAUGAUGUGAAUUUUAUUCCUAAAUUUCUUCCAAAAAUUAUCCCUCAAGAAGUAAAAGACAAAUGUACAUCCAAUAAUGUGCUAAACGAAAAUUGUGCUUUUGAUUUGAUAAAUACUGGAAAUGAUAAACUAGCUGAAGCUUCAAAAGAGACCCAAGAAAAGGGAGAUGAACUAGCUAACCAACUAUCUAACACUGCUCCGACACUUUCAGCUUUCAUGAAAGACGGAGUUACUAACCUUACAGCUCUACAAUGCUCAAUUGGAACAAACUGUACUUUCAUUCUUGAAGCUGAGGAUCCAGAUGGAGAUCCAAUGGAAUUUAGUGUUUUAUCACUUCCAACAGGCAGUAUAUAUUUUAUAAACGAGCAAGACCAAGUAAACAAUAAACGAAGAGCCACUGUUAAUUGGCUUGGUAAACAAUUAUCACCAAAUGCCACUGAUACACUUGCAUUUAAGGCUUUCGAUGGAAAACAAAAUUCUUCAUCAGUGUUAAUUCGCUUACUAGUAUGCGACACUUGUACAAAUGGGGAAUGCAACUUCGACGAAGCACGUGAGGAUUAUCCCUCAGAUAGUAGUUAUGUUGCAGUUGUGUGUCAAUGUGACAUUGGUUAUGAAGGAGAUAAUUGCGAAGAUGACAAGAAUGGCUGUGAAGAAAAUACUUGCUUUACUAAUUGUACCGAUAAUACCGCAGCAAUUGAGAAGUCCACUGGACAACCCUACACUUGCGACCCAUGCCCAGAAGGCUAUGUAGCAAGUUCGGACAAAACUAGGUGUAAUGACGUAGACGAAUGUGCAGAAAAUAAAGACAAUUGCGAUAAAUCGUCGACAAAAUGUGUUGAUAUUGAUGGAAGUUACAGAUGCGAAUGCUUGGAAGGACUUAAGAAUUUUAAUAAAACUUCCUGCAUUGAUAUUGAUGAAUGUAUUGGAAAUAAUGAUUGUGCUCAUAUUUGCAAAAAUUCUUUCGGCAAUUAUAACUGCGAAUGUAGAGACGGUUUUACAACUGAUAAUAACGGGAAAACUUGCAACCCGACUGGAAGUGACACUGACUGUAAUCUGAAUCCGGUUGUAAAUGGUUGUCCUGACACAUCGUUAGGAUGCUAUAAACCAAGUGGUGGCGUUAAAAGAUGCGUUUGCCCAAAAGGUACCGAAGAUGGAACAGGAGUAACAGACUGCAAUGAUAUUAACGAAUGUUCGGACUCAUCGAAGAAUUUGUGUGAUGAAACAAAUGGUGGUUGUAUUGAUAUAAACGGAGGAUACAACUGCACUUGUAAAGAUGGUUUUCAAUUGGAUAAUGACAAGAUUAGCUGUAAUGCUUGUCCUUCCGGACGUUGGGGAAAAGAUUGUGCAAAUAUUUGUAAUUGUAAAUCUUCUUCAACUGAAUGCAACACGAGUACAGGUUGCAAAGAAUGUAAAGAUGGUUUUGAAGGCGGACACUGUAAUAAUAUAAAUGAAUGUAACAAGACAGCAAACGGUGGAUGUGAUUCAAAUUCAGAAUGUAAAGAUACAAUUGGAUCUUUCAAUUGUCUUUGUAAAAAGGGCUAUAAGAGAGGAAGCACUGCUUUGGUUUGUGUAGAAAUAAAUGAAUGUGACUCCAGUCCUUGCCAAAACGAUGGUGAAUGCAUUGAUAAAUUGAAUGAAUUUGAAUGUAAAUGCAAACCAGGAUUCCAGGGUUUAACCUGUGGAGGAAAUAUUGAUGAAUGUGAAUCGAAGCCCUGUAUGAAUAACGGCGAAUGUGUAGAUAAAGUAAAUGACUACUUUUGCAAUUGCACAAGUGAGUAUACCGGAAAAAACUGCGAGGUAACAAAAGGAUUAUGCGAACAAGCAAAUCCUACCCUAGCUGGAAAAUGUGAAAGUGGUUCUUGUGAAGUUGGUAAAGAUGGUGUUAUACGUUGUAAAUGUCCUGCUGGUAAGCAACCCGGCAGUGACAGAGCAAGUUGCAUUGACUUUAAUGAAUGCGAUAGCAGUCCUUGUAAAAAUGAUGGAGAGUGCAUAAAUGGCGACAAUAAAUUUGAAUGUAACUGCAAACCUGGAUGGACGUCUCCAAAUUGUGAAAAGGAUGUUGAUGAGUGCAAAGAAAAUAAAUGUACAGCUGGUAACUUUGAUUCUUGUACAAAUUCACUAGGAGACUAUGAAUGCAAAUGUAAAUCGGGUUUCUAUGGAAAGAACUGUGAAUUUGAUAAUUCUGCUUGUGGUGAUGCUACACUGCAACAGACAUGCUUGAAUGACUACAAGGUUGGAUGCUAUGAGAAAGUUAGUGGCACGAAACGUUGUAACUGUUCAAGCGUUCCUGGUUUAACAGAUGAUACUGCUAAUGACAAGUGCAUGGAUAUCAAUGAUUGCAACCCUAAUCCUUGUACAAAUAGUGGAGUUUGCAUAGAUAAGUUAAAUGACUUCAAAUGUAAUUGCACUGAAGGUUGGACUGGUAAUACUUGCUCUGAAUCGGUUGAUGAUUGUGCAUCGGGACCGUGUAAGAAUAGAGCUGUCUGUAAGGAUGGAGCCAAUAAUUAUACAUGUGAAUGCCAGACGGGCUAUACAGGCAGACAUUGUGAGAAAGACAUUGAUGGAUGCGAGGGCAACCCGUGCAAAAAUGGAGGAAAAUGUACAUCGGGUGAUGCUGGAAAAUUUACGUGCGAAUGUCCCAAAGAGUGGAAAGGUACUAUCUGCAAUGACGAUGUAGACGAAUGUGAAGAUGCCAGUAUAUGUAAAAAUGGUGGAAAAUGUAAUAAUACGAUGGGCGCUUUCGAGUGUAAUUGUACUUCAGAAUUUAUUGGUAAAACAUGUGAAAAUUCAGCAAGUGAAUGUGGCUCAGUCGAACUACAACAAAAAUGUGAUCAACUGGGUACAGGAUGUAAAAAUAUCGGUAAUGUACUAAGAUGCUCUUGUCCACCUGGUAAGGAACCAGGAAACAAUGGACCAGAUGAUUGUACAGAUAUUGAUGAAUGUGCUAAUAAUCCUUGUGUUUCCGAUAAAUCAACUGAUUGUAAAAAUUUGGAUAAUGACUAUGAAUGUGUCUGUAAACCUCAGUGGACUGGAAAAAAUUGUUCGGAAGAUUUUGACGAAUGCACACUGAAAGGUGAUAAGUAUCCUUGUAAAAAUGGAGGAUCCUGUAAUAACACGAUGGGAGGAUUUAAAUGUGGUUGUAUUGGUGCUUACUCUGGUGAUACUUGUGAAAAUAUUACCAAGUUAUGCGAUUCAAGCCCUUGUAAGAAUGGUGGCGAAUGUCAGGACAAACCGGGCUUCUUUGAAUGUAAAUGUCCAAAAGCAUGGAAAGGUAAAGUUUGUCUGGACGAUGUUGACGAAUGUUCUCUUGAAGCUUCAUAUUGUAAUGGGGGGAAUUGUACAAAUUUUCCUGGAAACUUUUCAUGCGAAUGCCCUAAGACUAGAACAGGAAAAAGAUGUGAAUUAGAUCUUAAUGAAUGUAAUGAUAAUCCUUGUGAAAAUGGAGCGCCUUGCAAAAAUUUGAUAAAUACUGGAUACACAUGCGAGUGUAAUGAGUUCUGGGAAGGUCAAAAUUGUGACGUUGAUAAAAACGAAUGCGGAAAUAUCAAAAUAUGCAAUGGAGGAUACUGCAAUAAUACAAUAAAUGGAUAUUCUUGUUGGAAUUGUCCAGAGUUUUUUGGGGGUAAAAAUUGUGCUGAUGAUCUCAAUGAGUGUGAAGUAGAUAAUCCUUGUAAAAAUGGAGCAACUUGCAAAAACAAAGUUAAAACAGGUUAUACUUGCGAAUGUAAUAAGUAUUGGGAAGGAAAAGAUUGUGAUAUUGAUAUUAAUGAAUGCGAUAAAACACCGAAUUUAUGUCAAAAUGAAGGAAAUUGCACUAAUACUAAUGGUUCCUUCGAAUGUGCUUGUCCAAAGGGAUGGGCAGGUAAGGUAUGUGAAGAAAGCACUGACAUUUGUAGCAAAGGAGGUCUCUCAGAAAAGGAAUGUACUUUGGGAUGCUUAAAGGAUGAUCUGGGCGAAAUAAAAUGUAUUUGCCCAUCUGGUAAACGAAAUAAGAAAGACUCCCGGACUGAGUGCAUUGAAAUUGAUGAUUGUCAAGUUCUUUAUCCCUGUCAAAAUGAUGCAAAAUGCGUAGAUAAGUCAAACGAUUAUGAGUGUAUGUGUAAAGCUGGAUGGGAAGGAAAGAAUUGUAGUAGUGCGUGCACAGGAUCCAAAUAUGGCGUAAAUUGUGCUUUCACUUGCCCUACCAAUUGCACCACCUGUGACAAAAUUAAAGGUUGUAUUGAAUGUGACAGCAAAGGUCACGAAGGCCCAAGUUGUAGCGAGGAUAAAAAUGAAUGUUUACAACCUCAGGACAACAUCUGUACCGACAGGUGCAUUAAUACUGUAGGAAGUUAUCAAUGUUCAUGCUUCGAUGGUAAAGUUCUUGUUGAUGGAAAGUGCAAAAAAAUUAAGCGAAAAAUUCUGAGGAAUAAGUAUAAGCUGGCCAGAACUUUCAAUAAUCUCCUACAAGACCCUACAUCUACCCAAUUUAAAAAUCUAGUGUCAGAACUCUUAAAUGCGUUAUUGACAUCGUUCAGAGAGCGUUUAGAUGGUAGUGGUUUCUUUGUUAGAGCAAUCUAUGGCUGGUCUUUUUCACAAGGCAGUAUAGUUGUUGAUAAUCAGAUAAACUUACAACAAAAUGCCUCUGCUACAAAUACAUCAGAUGACAGCAGUUUAGAAUCUGUUAGUAAGACUGCCGUCGGAAAUAGUUCUAAUGAUGUAGAAGGGCAGCCGGAACUAGCCGUAUCAGAUCCCGUUCCUAUAACUUAUAAUUUUGAAUUGCCAAGAGAGAAUUGGAAUGCAAACUUAUCUGAUUCCAAUUCGACACUUUUUAAAGUAACAACAAGUAAAAUCCAAGCUGAUAUUGAAUCUGCGUUAAAGAGUAAAUUCGGUGAUAGUUUCAUUUUAACAAAGGAUUUUAAAUAUACGAAUCCAAAUUCAAAGGUCAAUGCAGAAUUUAUAAUAGAGUUUUCCAAGAGUUAUACAGAAGCCGAGAUUACACCAGCCUGGAAUGAAUCAGGGCUUGCUUACUUUAAAAAUGAAUGCGAGCCAAUAUCGCCGUGCUUAAAUAGCGGAGCUUGCAAAUUAAACAGCAACAUGGGCUAUACAUGUGAAUGUACUAAAUUCUGGGAAGGAGAUAACUGUGAAACUGAUAAAGAUGAAUGUCAGCAGCAGGGUCUUUGUCAAGGAGCAGGAAGUUUCUGCAACAAUACCAACAACGGUUAUGAAUGUGACUGUAAUUCAAUGAGAUCUGGAGAUCAUUGUGAAUUAGAUUUUAAUGAAUGUAACAAUAAUCCAUGCAAAAAUGAUGGAAAAUGUGAGAACAAAAAUAUGACAGGUUUCGAAUGUAAAUGUGCAUCUGGAUGGAACGGAACAUUUUGUGAGGAUGAUGUUAAUGAAUGUGACGCUGGUAUAUGCCAGAACAAUGGAGUGUGCAAUAAUACCAUGGGUAGUUUUGAGUGCAACUGCACUUCUGAAUAUAAAGGAUCCAUGUGUGAAAUACAUAUUGGAAUCUGCAAUACUGAAAAAUUAAGAAACGACUGUUCUUUGGGUUGUGAGAACGUUACAAUUUCUGGAACAGCAGUUGUAAGAUGUAAGUGCAAAGAUGGCGAAAAAGGCAAAGAAAAUGAUAUCUACGAAUGUGAAGACAUCGAUGAAUGCCAAUCUAAUCCUUGUCUAAAUGGUGCAACAUGUAAAAAUCAAGAUGCUAAUUAUACAUGCGAAUGUACAGAUGGAUAUAUUGGCAGAAAUUGCAGUCAAAAAUGUUCAGCUGGAUAUUGGGGUAAGGAAUGUGCAAAUUCAUGUGCUGGUUACUGCAACAAUACCCUUCCUGAAUAUUGUCAUAAUGUAGAAGGCUGUAAAGUCUGUAAAAAUGUGCAUGCGACAGGAUCAAAAUGUGACAAAGAUGUGGAAGGAUGCGUUAACAAUUUUUGUAAUGGUAAUAGAUGCGUAGAAAGACUAUUCGAAGCCUCAACUUGUGAAUGCUACGAUGGACAAACAUAUAAUAACAUCACAAAUACCUGCAAAUCUCUCAAAAAUCAUAUUGUAGGACUCCAAGUUACAUUUACUAAAAAGAUUUUUACGAGUGAUCUUUUGGAUUUUAAUUCUACUGGUUAUAAGACAUUGGUCGAAACUAUUAUAAAUUCCAUUAAAGAUUCAUUAACAGCUUUUGCCAACGAUCUUAAUGGGAGAUUUAAAACACUACAAAAUUUCCGUUUCUCAAAUGGAAGUAUUGUCGCCGACUUCGAUGCAAUAUUAUCAGACUCAACUGAAAAUGCUGCUCUUAAAAUUCCACAAUCUAAGUUGGCAGAUUUAGCAACAAAUAUUAAAAAUGAUCUUGGAAACGACUCUGUUACUGUAACUGCCCCGGAAGUUAGAGAACCUACACAUGUUAGAGUUCUUUUCAAAUUGAGUGAAAUAUUCAUUCAGGAGUAUUCCGUUAAAUUCAGUAAAGAAUACAAUAAAUUAACUGACAGAAUUCAAGGCAAGAUAAACGUAGCAAUAGCUGGGAACGCAAGUUUGUCACAGGGUUUCCUACAUACCAAAGAUUUUGUUUACUCAAAAGGCUCUAUCAUCGUUCAUUUUUAUGCUACUUUUUCGAGCAAAAAAGAGGACGCUCCGUCAGCAAAGGACAUUUUUGAUACUAUUCGACAAAACACUGAUUUAAAUGUGUUAGAACAUUCAGAACAGUCUCCAACAGAUGACGAAACUUGGAAAAUAGUUGUUAUUGUUGUCUCUGUUGUCUUUUUCGUCCUCCUUCUUACUCUUGGCCUUAUCUAUUUCUUGCAUAAAUCUGGAAAACUCGGAGAUUCAGUAAGUGAAUACUCAUCUGACACAGCAUCAGAGAGUAAAGAUUAUAGUUAUGAUCAUGACAUGAAAAAUAAAUUGUUUCCCCGGCCGCAAAUGAGAACUUGGCAGACUCAGGAGGGUAUGACAAGAGAUCAAGGAGGGCUGGAAGCAGACAACCGUAUAGAUCCUAAGGAAGGUCCUGUGGAUGAAAACGUCGAUUGGCGAAUACUCAAGAAUUUUAGUAAAAAAGCUGGAGAAGGUAUGGCAAAUCGAAGAUACGCCGAGCAACCUUUCCAGGGAAAUAAUAACUCACAUCCCACUGGAUAUAAUAGCUACGAAAGUAAUGGACAAUCAGUUCCAACAAGCAACUGGGACUGGUCAAUAUCUCAAGCGCCAUAA
This is a messenger RNA of Dimorphilus gyrociliatus, 11995 nucleotides long. The record is from the annotation of a GenBank genome assembly. NCBI's taxonomy places the organism in Eukaryota, Metazoa, Annelida, Polychaeta, Dinophilidae.